AGUCUUCGGCUGAUGUCGGUCGUCGGCGGAAUCCACCGAUAUCGGUGCUACUGUGACUGCAGCCUAACAGAAGGUUAAUGAACAGUUUGACUCCCUCCACAUCCUUACGGGUUCUCCAUGGUGGGACCUAUGGGGGCCAAGUGCAAAUGAAGGAAUUGGACACCGGUGAGCAUCAGCGUCAGAUUGGGUUGCCGAAACGAUUCCGAGCCGACGCGGGCGCCCGUGCGUUAUGCAGUGGCGCAGCGUAACGCGGUUGGCCCCCCGCCAGCUGCGGUUUUGGAAACGUCUCAGAGCGAUGGCUGCCCUAGGCAGUGCCGACGCACUAGCCGAGCUGACUAGCGCGCGGGCAGUCGAACGCUCUGCAGCCGCAAGGUCGCGGCGCUCUAUCCACGUCAACAAACCACACACAGCAGCCGGGGCGUCACUUUACCCAAGAUUAUACAACAGCCAUGGAUCGAGGACCAACAUCCAUACACAGGAUGCCCCCAGAGCUGACACAGAAGAUAUUUUCAUAUUUGCCAGAUGACGACCUUGUCAACUGCGCUUUCCACGUGUGCAGAAGGUGGAAGGAAAUAGCAACCUGCACCAAACUGUGGGGAACACGAAAGCUAUGUGUGAGAGACAAAAACCUCGGAUCUCAGCUGUCAGAUCUGUUGUGGAACACUGCCUUGUUGCGUUUCUUCUGCGUCAAGAAAGCGAGCGCUUUUCGCGCCAAGUACAGCGGUGGGAACCUCGUGGUGAACAAUGGCCCAGUCAACAGCUCCGCCGACCUCAGUCUGGCCCAAUUCAAGGCGUGUGCCUUCAUGAGUCACGUCAAGAGCGUAAAAAUGGAGGACGACAUCCUCGUCAUGUGUCUAGGUGACCCAGAGGACAGGCCCGCUCCCCGCAAGGAGAUCGUAUGCAAGCCAAAGAAUGUUACGGCUCAUAAAUCGUGCAACGUUAAGCCGGAGGAGCACAAGAACUGUCUGUUCGAGGGUUCGGUGAGUGGGUCGAAGGUAGGAGACGUCGUGGUGGUUACCAGACUGGGCCCGCCUGAGCAGAGUGUCUACAAUCCUGGUCCCGCGCCUCCCAAAGCUCCGGAGGUCCCCAAAAAGGAUGAAAGAGGCCCGAAAGAGAGGCCGAAGUACUGUGGCUUUGGGGACGAGGCACUGGCCACGGUGUUCAACUGCUGUCCCGCGCUGGAGAGCCUCGACCUGUGGGGACUGCAGCUGUCGGACAACACGCUGCAGCUGCUGGCGCUCUGCAGGCAGCUAACGGCCUUCAGGCUGGCCAAGUGCACCGGAGUGACGUCACUGGGCUCGCUGGCGCGCUGCAGAAAGCUUUCUCACCUGACGGUGGACACAUGCCCAGACCUCGGGGCAGCCGCGCUGCGGCAGCUCGCCCAAAUGCCCAGCCUCGAGUCCAUCGAGCUGUACGAGUGCGACAUGUCUGGCUUCCCGUUCGCGCAGAUCGUUCCUGGCCUGCCACUGCUCUCCAGCAUCACCAUCGUCAACUGCAAAGGUUUCAGCCAGAAGGAUCUGUCCCUCUUCGACAGAGAAGACUUGGACCUUACCAUGGAGUUUGCGCAGAAUGCAGUAGAUCCUUAAAUUAUAUCAUGUGCACGAAACACUGCAUAUUUAAGUGAGUCUGCAGUGUCCCAUUUCAUUUUUCUGGUGUUCUUGAGUGCGUUAAUGAGCUUGGACUCACCGCCUGACCUGUUCGGCUGUGAUCGUAUCAAUGGUGGCCACGAGAACUACGAGGAGUCGAGAACUCUAUUUUCGAUAGCUUAAGGGAAUCAAAAGGCACGGUCCUGAACUGAAAACCUUAACGAGCACAACCUCGCUGCAUGGGGCUUCAUAUGCCUCUACCACGCAAUGGGCUGUACUUGCAAAGUUCUCAGUUCUCAGAUGUGUAAUAAGCCACUGUGCAGGGAAAAUAAUGGUAUUAUUUUUUGUGUUGCUAUAGAGAUUAAAACAUUUUUGAGUACUUAGCUCUAGACUUCAACUAAAAACUAAAUUACUUCAUUAGUUUCAAAUGAAGCAAUAUGGUUCCAGAGACCUUUUCAUGCCUCAGACAUCUGUGAUGUAUAUAUGCAGACUGAAGGACGAAUGAAAAUUUCUAUCAAGUCUUGGAUUCGUAUCUGGGUUUUUUGCUCACUUGGCAAAUGCGCUGAUCACUACAUCACCUCGGUACAGUCGCUUUGCACCAUUGCACAGUCUAACUUGGCACACCCCAUUCACAAUCUAAGUGGGCUGAGGCGUGAAUGGGAAUGUCGAUUGAGAAGGGAGGCAUGAAUACUCUGUACAGUUUUGCAAAUCCCCUGAACCAGUGAGGCAUAGUGACUAGCGCACCAGACCAGUGAGCAGGUGAUCUCGGUUCGAAUCCCAGUUUUGGUACAAAUUUUCAGUCAUCUCUUGGUCUGCUUUACACAUUUAGUAUUUUCGUCAGAUUUGUUUCCCAAAUAUUGUAUCCUCUAGUGUUUCCAUAAACAUUUUUAAAAAUUCCUAGCGAAAUCCUUAGGGCAAUGUUAACGGAAAAUAAAAAGUGUACAGAGUCUUAUAUAGUUUCCUUUUUUAAAUGCAUCCUUUAAUACAUCAUUAUUUUUGUAUAAAAUGAAUAAGUAAGAGGUAUUGCCCAAAUUACAGCAGUAGGUGGCAGCUAGAAAGAAAAUGGAAACGAACAAACAACUGAGAACUGUUACAAAUUGAUCCGCAACUUGUAACGGAAAGCGAUGUUCUCGGAUGUCGAAUUCGAAUGUUUGUCAUCAGUUCUAAAGGACAUUUACGCGAGGGAAGCAUCAGAAAUGGAUCGCUAAACUGGAUGACAGCUGCCAAAACAUGUUGUGUCGCGUACUGGUCUGCAAGACUAGGGAACAUAAAGGCUAGAACUAGAGUUGUAAAAGUACCACAGGCUACCGUAAACUACGAAAGUUUCCCUAAUAGCUUCGCUAACGUAAGGCCGUACUCGUGUUACCUGUUCGGUAGCUGUGUUGCAUAUCUGUCGAGCGUUACCUCAUAACGAUCGCUUUCUUUACACAUGCGGUCAUUUUCGUACCAGAUUUCCCCAAAAACUGGAAGUGAUGAACCGUCUAGAAACUGAGUGAGGAUAUACAAGCGACUGGAUAACCUGCGGAACAUUUUUGUUGUACUUAGUUAUCCUCCUGUCUGGUACUUAAAAGUAAACAGUAUUUAAAGCACAAUUGAAACUGUCAAUGUUUAAUUGAGGUUUUAUUCGAAAAGUGUUGAUUUGUAACGUGAAACAGAGGGAUGUUGUAGUAAAAUAAAAAUUUAUCAUAUAGCGCUUGAAAUCGCAGUUUCCUCAACAAAAAAGAAAAAAAGUCAAACAUAAGUUUCAAUUCUUCGUCGAACUUAUAUAAAACAUAUUUUUGCUGGUUAUAAACAACUUCCGCAUUUAUUGAAUACAAAAUAACUACUAUAUAUAUAAUGUUUGUUUGUAAAUUGUCCUUACAUCAAAAGUAAUUAUAUUGGUUACAUAAAAGCACAGAAGUUAUGCCAUCAAUUAAUUUUCAUUAUUUAUAAAUGCAAUUUAUAUUUUGUAAGGAUAUAAAAUACACCGUGGGCUAACACUGAGCGAUGUGUGGUGCUAAUUAUUAGCAAGACAAAUAACUAAACAAACAAAAUCCACAGAGGAGUGGUCAGCUCCCAGUUGCUCUCUUACACAUUCAUUUAUGUUACUCUCCCUACCAAUACUGUCAGUAAUCUUAUAAUUUACUACGUCAUUUAUGGAAUUACCGAACCAUAGUUUUGGUAGAGCGCAACUCUAGCUAAAACAAAGAAUUGGACCAGUAUGUAUUUAAUAAAGCUAUAAAUGGAUGCUCAUACACAUAAAAGGAUGACAGUGUAAUUCCCACUGAGGCUGCAAAUACAAAAACACUGUGUACUGACACAGAGAGAAGUGAAAAAUCGUGUUGCAGAAAUAAAACACGAAUUAUAGUUACAGAAUUCAUGAAUAUUAUGACUA
Messenger RNA from Schistocerca gregaria, 3960 nucleotides. RefSeq lists its product as uncharacterized. Gene Ontology annotation, molecular function: protein binding. NCBI's taxonomy places the organism in Eukaryota, Metazoa, Arthropoda, Insecta, Orthoptera, Acrididae. Gene Ontology annotation, cellular component: SCF ubiquitin ligase complex. Gene Ontology annotation, biological process: SCF-dependent proteasomal ubiquitin-dependent protein catabolic process. The transcript has 2 exons. Bases 450 to 1586 code for a protein of 378 amino acids. The record is from RefSeq and is a predicted model, not a curated record.